Trichomonas vaginalis G3 is the source of this 1725-nucleotide messenger RNA. Its product is annotated as serine-type endopeptidase protein. The record is from RefSeq and is a predicted model, not a curated record. Bases 1 to 1725 code for a protein of 574 amino acids. Lineage: Eukaryota; Parabasalia; Trichomonadida; Trichomonadidae. Gene Ontology annotation, molecular function: serine-type endopeptidase activity. The transcript has a single exon. Gene Ontology annotation, biological process: protein processing. Gene Ontology annotation, cellular component: membrane.
AUGUCAAAUAUGAUGCAAAACGGAAAUGAAUCAGAUGUGAGGAAAAUGGAUGCGGCAUAUUCAAUUGCAGCAGGUGCACUUUCCAAUAUCUUAGAGAUAGAUCAAUUUUUAUCAUGGAGAGAACUUCAGUUCAUUAUCUCUCUCAGCUCUACUGUUAAUGAUGCUAAUCAUUCAAGUUGGAUAACAAAUGCAGCUGGUGUAAAGUAUUCAAACCAUUACGGAUUCGGAAGGCUUAAUGUUGCAAAUGCAGUUAAUUUUGCUAAGACUUUUCCUGGUCUUCCAUCAGAGCUUUUUUUAGAAUCGGAAAACAUUUACGAAGAUCCAGUAAUACCUUCAUGCAGAGGCAGCCCCUUGAAUUUUUCACACACUAUAACCAAAAAAAUUAAGGUUGUCGAGAAUGUUUUUCUGAUUAUCGAAACGACACAUGCAAAAAUUGGUGAUAUCAUAAUCGAACUUAUAUCUCCCAGUGGAACAAGAGUUGUAGUUAAUAAUAUCGCAGAUACACAGCCAAUAAAUGAUGAAAUGGGAGUAUAUGGAUUUAAUGUCCGAGCUUUUUUAGGAGAAAAUGGAAUUGGAACAUGGAAUAUAAUAAUAUAUUCAACAGGAUGCAUUCCAAUGGGAAGGGUUCAUCGCACAAAGCUUCAAGUUUUUGGCUGUGAUUCAAUUAAUGACAUAUUGAAUGUACAGAAAAGAUUAAUAAGGACAUCGUCUAAGAACACUGAGAUUGAUUCUCAACCAAUUCGACCUUCUCAUAGUAAUCUAUAUAAAGAAAGUCAAUCCUGCUCAUUAUCACUUAAAAACUUCCACGCGAACUCAGUUCUUAACUCAAGUGAUUAUAUUAGUUUCCAAUUAUCAUCCAUAAAUGGGCUAAAAAACCAGCCAGCAGUUCUAUAUUAUUCAAUCGAAUCAGAUAAUCCUUUAAAGACAUUGCUUGGUUUCAAGCAAUUUGAAAGUGCAGGACAAAUAAAUAAUUUUAAAAUGCUUCCACCGCAUAACCUUGCAGGUAAAGCAAAUAUAACUUUUCACGUAAACAUCAUUAAUGUUACCAAAGGUAUUGAUUCAUGUAGCUGUGGCCCAUUCAGCAUCACGUCAUUGAACUAUAGUUCACAUCAGUAUAUCAAAUUAGAUAAAAACAUGAAUUAUUCAAUACCUUAUUUUACUGAUUCAUAUGAAAGCUCGUUAGCUCUCUUCACACUAGUUAACUAUGAAACCAAAGAGAUGAUUUUCCGUUUCUCAGAUCACAACUCUGGUUACAUCGACAUUAAAAUUGAUGAAACCCAAAAUAUCUCCAAGGGGAUCUUAUCAGUUCAAGUGCUUAGUGCAUUUCCUCAGAAUCCAUGCUCUUUGCUAAUACAAUCAUUCUAUAUUUCUAAAAUAAGUUCCCAUGAUGAUUUUUCUAAUUUUACCUUUAAUGAAUCCAUUUGCCCGAUAAUUCCAGGAUUAAACUACAAACAGAAUGACGCAGCAAUCACAAAGCCAUUGCCAACAAUAACCCAAACUUUAGCUCCAUCACCUACAAAUUCAAUAACAAAGAAUAAGGAUUCAUCCGAUUCUAACUCAGCAAAUAUUAAAUCAAUAGUAAUAACAGUUUCCUCAAUCUUUUCUGUUGUAACAGUUUUUACAGCAGUCGGAGUGACUGUUAUAGUUAUAAAAAUUCAUCGUGAUGAUGAAAGGGCUCCUAACCAAUAUAAGGAUGAUAUUGAAGAGCCUGCAAUUAAUCUAUAG